AUGGUUGUAACGAGCGAUACGGCAGCUGACACGCUGGCCAUGCUGGAAGAGCGCCUGGCGAGGAUCGACUUCCUGGUCAGUGGCAGCGGCACAGAAGCCGCUCAAUCGCCGGGUAACGCGAGCAAGCGUCUACGUGCCCUUGAACGCACUUUACAGACGCUGGCCGCCAAGUCUCGCCCGAUAACAGACCUUUUGCAGUUACAGCGGCAAUAUCCUGAACUGUUCAGCCCGUCCUCUGCUCAUCCAGCACCCAGUACUCUUCCGCCAGCAGCCCUGGCCCAGUUGGUCCUUGCACACGAACAGAUGUACAAAAAGGCCGCGUCGCAGCUCUCGAUCCUCAACGAGAACAAGGAUGUACACGAUCCGUCGCAAUUGACGAAACUGAUUGCCAUGCGAUCACGGACGGGAAAGCUAGAGGCGAAGCAGAAGGAGCAGGCAAAAGAAUUCGCUGAGCUGAGGGCAAGAAGUGCGAAGAUUGUAGAACAGUGGUACGAGAGCGGCGUGCUGGACAUGGGAGAGAAGUGGGCAGACUGGGAAGAGAGGCUAAGAGAUUGCGAGAUAUUGGUGAGGCGGAACGAAGCAGCCAAGAAACGCGAGGAAGGAAUGCUAUGA
This is a messenger RNA of Lecanosticta acicola, 612 nucleotides long. Lineage: Eukaryota; Fungi; Ascomycota; Dothideomycetes; Mycosphaerellales; Mycosphaerellaceae. The record is from the annotation of a GenBank genome assembly.